AUGGCACUCCCCAGGACCUACAAAGCCUUCCGGCACAGCAAGGGCAACACGCCCACAACACUUGAUUUGGUCACGGAGGAGCUUCCGUCCUCUCUGAAGUCCAAUGAAGUACUGAUUCGCAUCCACGCCGUGUCCCUGAAUUACAGAGACGUGGCAAUGAUGCACGGGAAGUACCCGGUUAAGAUUAUCGAGCGAUGUAUCCCUGCAUCCGAUUGCGCCGCUGAGGUCGUCGGAAUUGGAUCUGAGGUUCAUGAUUUCCAAAUCGGAGAUCGUGUUGCGCCUAUAUUUGACUUGAACAAUAUCGACGGCACAGAAGAAGAGAUAUCGGUGUUGGGUGGGGAUGUCCACGGAGUAUUGCGCGAAUAUGCGGUGUUUGACCGAAAUGUCUUAUUCCAUUUGCCCAAGCACCUUUCUUGGGAAGAGGCUGCUUGUAUCACUUGCGCAGGAGUAACGGCGUGGAACGCGCUGGACAUGCCUCGAUCCAAAGGCACUGCUCUUCUCCAAGGCACUGGUGGAGUGAGCAUGUUCAGUCUACUGAUAUGCUUGGGCGCUGGCAUCCGUCCCAUCAUCACCUCGUCUUCUGACGAAAAGCUCGAUCUGGCAAAGGCCAUCGGGGGCUCAGAUGCUGUUGAUACUAUCAACUACCGAGACCAUCCUCAAUGGGAGGAGGACGCACUUCGUUUUACCAACGGACGAGGUGUUGAUGUUGUUGUCGACAACGUUGGGCCUUCCUCGAUUGCCCAAAGCCUCUCCUCUCUUGCUAGAAGAGGGAUUGUUUCCUUGGUCGGGUUUUUGGGGGGAUUUGAUGUAGAUCGCUUCCCCGAUACAGUCCUCCCGACUUUGCUAAAGAGUGCCACCAUUAGAGGGAUCAAUGUUGGCUCCAAAAUUGACCAUCAAACAUUGUGCAACUUCCUGUCAGAGAAGGAUAUUGGUCUGAGACCCAUCAUGGAUAGUGUGACAUUUUCUUUUGAAGAUUCGCAGGCGGCGUUUGAUCACCUUUGGGAUGCGAAACAUACGGGCAAAGUGGUGAUCAAACUGUGA
Messenger RNA from Penicillium canescens, 1041 nucleotides. RefSeq names its product zinc-dependent alcohol dehydrogenase family protein. NCBI's taxonomy places the organism in Eukaryota, Fungi, Ascomycota, Eurotiomycetes, Eurotiales, Aspergillaceae. Bases 1 to 1041 code for a protein of 346 amino acids. The record is from RefSeq and is a predicted model, not a curated record. The transcript has 4 exons. Gene Ontology annotation, molecular function: oxidoreductase activity.